Malassezia vespertilionis is the source of this 888-nucleotide messenger RNA. RefSeq names its product ATP synthase mitochondrial F1 complex assembly factor 2 (gene atp12). The transcript has a single exon. Lineage: Eukaryota; Fungi; Basidiomycota; Malasseziomycetes; Malasseziales; Malasseziaceae. Bases 1 to 888 code for a protein of 295 amino acids. Gene Ontology annotation, biological process: mitochondrial proton-transporting ATP synthase complex assembly. Gene Ontology annotation, cellular component: mitochondrion. The record is from RefSeq and is a predicted model, not a curated record.
AUGCUGCGCUUGCGCGAGUCAUCUCGCGCUGAAUCGCUUGCGCAGAGCCUACGGCAAGAUGCGAGUCAAAUGUCGGGGCAGAAGAAGGAAGCAAACAAACAGAUCGAGCGCUUUUGGAAAGACGUGAAUUUACGAUACGUGCCCGCAGAAGAGGUGCCCGAGGUUGGUGAAGAUCAUUUUGUGAUACAGCUUGACAAUCGGUCUUUGCGCACGCCCGGCGGAAACAUUCUUCGCGUCCCGAGCGAGCGCCCAUUGCUUGCCUGUCUUACUGCGCAGGAAUGGGACGAGCAGGAAAAGGUGCUGCGUCCGACGUCAUUGCCGAUUACAUCGCUUAUUGCGCGCAGCAUUGAUGGAUUUGUUACCGAGCGCGACAGGGCCGACGUGGAACAGUACCUGCUUAAGUACCUGGAUACGGACGCGACCUGUUUUUAUGAAGAUGAGCCACCCGCGCUAGCUGCACUGCAAGAGAAGCGCUGGGAUCCAUUGAUUGCAUGGGCAAAAGAGCAUUUUCAAAUUGAUAUUAACGUUGCCAUUAAUACACUUAGCAACAAGCAGCCAGACGCGACAAGGGAGCGGGUUGCACAAAUCCUCGCUUCCCUAGAGCCGCUGGACCUUGCGUCGAUGGAGCGCGCGGUGAUGACCUCCAAGUCAAUUAUUAUUGGUCUUGCUCUUGUGUACCGCCGCAUUGACGCCGAACAGGCCGCGCUUGCUGCCGAAGUCGAGACGGCGGCACAAGCGUCAAUUUGGGGCGCCGUCGAAGAUUCACACGACGUCGAUCACGCCGACUUGCGCGAACGACUUGCGAGCGUUGCCUGUGCACAAGUCAUCACGGAGCCAGAACUUGUUGGUCGCUUUGUAGAUGUGCUGCACCGUAAAUAUGGUAAUUAA